AUGGCGCUGCGCGGCUCGCUGCGGGCCGGCCGGGCGCUGCUGCGCGCCCCGGGGCCGCCCGCCCGCGGGCUCUGCGGCCGGCCGCCGGCCUUCGGGUUCCUGUUCGAUGUGGACGGCGUGCUGGUGCGGGGCAGCCAGCCCGUGCCCGCCGCCCGCCGCGCCUUCCAGAGGCUGGCGGACGGCGGCGGGCGGCUGCGGGUGCCCGUGGUGUUCCUGACCAACGCCGGGAACUGCCUGCGCUCGGACAAGGCCCGAGAGCUGUCCCGGGCGCUGGGGCUGCAGGUGUCUCCGGAGCAGGUGAUCCUGUCCCACAGCCCCCUGCAGCUCUUCAGCCAGUUCCACCAGAGGUGCAUGCUGGUGGCCGGGCAGGGGCCCGUGCAGGAGAACGCCCACAACCUGGGGUUCAAGCACGUGGUCACCAUAGAGGCCCUGAGGAAGGCAUAUCCCCUGUUGGACAUGGUGGACCUGAGCCGCAGGCCGAAAGAGCUGCCUCCUCCUCCCCCCCCUGGCUUCCCCACUAUAGAAGGGGUGAUUCUGUUUGGCGAGCCAGUGAGGUGGGAGACGAGCCUGCAACUCAUUGCUGAUGUACUCCUGAGCAAUGGGAACCCUGGGGCAGAGCUGCAGGAUGUGCCAUACCCUCAUCUGCCUAUCCUGGCCUGCAACAUGGACCUCCUGUGGAUGGCUGAAGCCAAGAUGCCCAGGUUUGGCCAUGGCACUUUCCUGCUCUGCUUGGAGAGCAUCUACAAGAAGGUGACAGGCAAGGAGCUGAAGUAUGAGGCCCUGAUUGGCAAACCCAGCCCCAUCACCUACCGCUAUGCCCAGUACCUGAUCCAGCAGCAGGCAGAGAAGCAGGGCUGGAAGGCUCCCAUCCGACGCCUCUAUGCAGUUGGGGAUAACCCCAUGUCUGACGUCUAUGGGGCAAACCUCUACAACAACUACCUCAAGUCAGCUCAGCAGAACCAGGUCCAGGCUGGGCUGAAGAGGAGCCCACAGGCAGCCAGUGCCCAGGCUGAGUUUUCCCUGGAGCUGAGGAAUGACUGCAACAACUCAGUGGAGAGCUGUGAGUCCAUCCUGGUCUGCACUGGGGUGUACCGCCCCGACGGCGCCGCUCCCAAGGAAACAGAGGAGACAGUGUUCCAUGGACACCGGGACUUCUGCUUCGACCCCAGCCUGCUGCAGGCGUCCCACAUAGUGCAGGAUGUGGAUGAGGCUGUGCAACUUGCUUUUAAAAAAGAAAACUGGAGCUAGGGGUUCAGACAGGUGUGCCUCAAGAUCUGCUGUAAGGGGUUUUAUGUACUGGAAAGAGGGGAAGAAUGGGGAGGGACCUGGGGUGAUUUUCUAAUCUAGCUGAUGUUUAAGAAAACUCCCUGUUGCAGCACUAAAAGCCCCUUAAUUUUUUUAAUACUCGUCUGCCCACAGACUUUCAACUGUGACUGCACAUUGCUGCCAGCCAUAAUUGAGCCAUAAUGGAAACAGGGUAUAAGGAGUAGGCUUGUCCCAGCAAUCCCAGUUUUGUUCAGCUCCCACAGCUCAUUCUUUUCCACACUUUGAGUGCAAAGACCAGGGGAGCCCACCCUCCUCUUUGUGGGGUGUUUGAGGGCAAAGCUCUUCCCACACAAGGAGCCAGCAUCAGCCAUUUGUAGAAUGUGCUGUUUGUCCAGGCUGUGACUCGAGCGCACCAAAAGCUGGGCUGUGGUGGCUCCAUGCCAAGAGAAGGCUUUAAGUCUUAACAUUCUCCUCGUGAAGAGUAAGUGCCUACAGACUUUAACAAAUUCUCUUUGCCUGGGGAUUUGCCACUGCAUCACUGUCAGCCUGAAACAAAGUUCUGUUUUGCAGUCAUCUGGCAGCUGUGGAGAGGCAGAGCCCCUCAAAGGAAGCUUCAGUAGCCAGAGCAACUUGCUGCAGGGCCGAGGUGAAAGUUAUAUUGUUCCCUCCCCCCUAUUUAGCAUUCUGUGAACACCCCUGCCUUUUCACAUCCCACCAGGGAGCCAGCAGCCUGUGCUCAGCAGCAGAGGAAACCACCACAGAGUUUGAAUUGGCAGAGUUGUCUUUGCCCAGAACUCAGUGCUGCAGCAAGAGGCUUUUUUGGCACCCACUCUGAUCCCAACUGUUGCAGGGAACAUCCACCUGCUCCAGCUGGCACAGCUUCCAAGAGGGGCCCUUCUUUGGAACAAGGGCCAAACAAAAAGAGUCACAGUCCACCUUUGCUCCUUCCUUGCUUGCAAAGAUUCAAAGAGAAGAUCAAUCAGGCCAGGAUGGUACCAGAGCCCCAGAUCCCCAGGCCUGAUCUUUUAGAAUACAAAUGUCUGUGUCUUCCAGUUCUUUUGUUCCUCUCAUCCCUCAUGUGGUUUGCAGCUCAGGGAUACCCCAUACAGUCUGACCUCUGGUCCCUCCUCUUUCUUUAACAUGCAGGUAGAGUCCCCCUAACAUGAAUCAGCAGCUGGGACUUGCCUGCCCAGGAACAUUUCCCCAACACCAUGCACCUUCUAUUGCCUCUGUUCUCCUAGCUCUCCUAUCCAGAGAAAGAUAAGACUUGUGUCUCCAUAGACAUUCCAAAGAAAAUAAGCAAGGUUUGCAUGAGAAAUUAAUGUGAAAGAUUGGGCUUAGCAAGGAGUGUCUUAAUUCCAGAGGAGCACUGUGAUUUUAGAAGCACAAAUCAGCCUGUGUAUAUGAUGAAAUGCCUUGGAGCCAACACUACUGACUUGAUUUUCCUAAUUACACUCAGCUCACACCACACUGAGGAAUCAGAAAUGGGUCUACUCUGCCUCUUCUUUCCUCCUUCCUGCUUUUCCAGGCAGCUCCAUACACAGGGUGCAAACAUGUUCUGCACAGAAGUUUUGAGUUCUUGACUCAAGUCUCAGCAUCCAUGUGCACUGAGAUUCUGCUCCAGCUGCUCUCCAUCCUCUCAAUCCUGAUCUGUCUUCUUAGGAAGGUCGUUGCAGCCUAGGCUCAAUUCUUAAGUUGUGCCAGGCUCUGUGUGUGAGGCAGAUCAGGUGCUCUUUCAGUUAUCCAGGCAAAAGAGUUCCUUCUCUGUUUCUCUAUCCUUCCCUUCAUGAACAGGAGCAGAAAAACACCUCUUUGCAUGUCUUUCCCUCAGUGAAAUCCACAAUGGGAAGCAGUUUCUUCCUCUCUUACCAUUACUUGGGGUAAGACAAGAAUUGCUUGGCUGCUUCUAAAAGCAGCUAUAAUGGGAGGAACACAGAUUUGAAUCCUUUUCCUUUCACUGCAGAGAGAAGGAAAUUACCAUUUCAUCUCCUUGCACAAAAUAAGGGCUUGUCUCCAGUUCCCAGAAGAGCAGGCACAGGGAAGGACUUGGGAUAUAACACAGGGAAGGUCCUUUAGCUCAGCACCUCUCCAGAGUCACAGCUGUACUGUGCACCCAGCCUGCAAGGCCUGAAACUGGAGCCCAGACCCCAUUUAUUCACAGGGUGGCUCCAGUGUCCCUCAGCCUCCCUUUCCAGAGGUGCCAUCCACUGCAGAAAGAGGAACACUCCCUUUCCUUGCAGUGCUUGCUGACUUGGGUGCUGACUUUCCUGGCAUUCCUGGGAAUGGUGCUCAUAGCCAGACCUCAGGGAGGUGUUUGCUGGCAGCAAGAAGGAGCCGCACCUCCAGCGUGGUGAGUGCUGACUGCAGAAAUGCUGAGGUCUGUCCAUCUGCAGCCAGCCCUUUGCAGAGCUCUGUCUUGUUCCUUGCUGGAAGUGUGGUGCCAGUUACUCAGAGAAAAGGUGCUGCUGA
Molecule: messenger RNA, 3735 nt
Organism: Agelaius phoeniceus (red-winged blackbird)
Lineage: Eukaryota; Metazoa; Chordata; Aves; Passeriformes; Icteridae
Gene: HDHD5
Product: haloacid dehalogenase like hydrolase domain containing 5
Biological process (GO): glycerophospholipid biosynthetic process
Cellular component (GO): mitochondrion
Source: RefSeq, a predicted model, not a curated record